Messenger RNA from Cyprinodon tularosa, 1433 nucleotides. RefSeq names its product adenine nucleotide translocase lysine methyltransferase (gene antkmt). Bases 252 to 908 code for a protein of 218 amino acids. Gene Ontology annotation, cellular component: mitochondrion. The record is from RefSeq and is a predicted model, not a curated record. Lineage: Eukaryota; Metazoa; Chordata; Actinopteri; Cyprinodontiformes; Cyprinodontidae. Gene Ontology annotation, molecular function: protein-lysine N-methyltransferase activity. Gene Ontology annotation, biological process: regulation of mitochondrial ATP synthesis coupled proton transport; positive regulation of proton-transporting ATP synthase activity, rotational mechanism; peptidyl-lysine trimethylation. The transcript is spliced from 6 exons.
UGUCCGAAUGCACCGCUGAAGGGUUUUUUUUAUUUUGAGAACAUGGUGUUCUCUGAGUUUUUGUUUACGUUCAUAACUUAGGCGUUUAGUUUUUUUGUUGUCGUGUGGAAAAGUAUUAUUUAUUCUGAAAACGCCGCACGGUACAUAAUAGCACCGUGUAGAUUAUUUUAAUGUGUGAUUUCGGCAGAACCAGCGCGAAAUGCUGAAAUACACAACGUGUUUAUCGUUUGCAUCGGAUCAACUUUAACUAGAUGGAUGACGACAUGCCAAAUGAGGCGCUGGCUGAGCUCAGAACCAAGCACCUUGGAGUUUGGGGAGUUGUGCAGAUAGCUGCUGGCACUGGGCUUGCAGUCUACGCCAUGUGGGUUGGACUCCUUCAGCCUGGCUUCAGAAAAGUGCCACUAAAGCUACAGGUCCCCUACAUCCCUGCUAGCAAAGCUCAAGUAAAAAAUGUGAUGAAUUUGAUGAGAGGUAGAACAGGAGGUUUGGUCGACUUGGGAUCAGGCGAUGGUCGUAUUGUGUUGGAAGCCUAUCAGCAUGGCUUUGCUCCUGCGGUCGGUUAUGAACUCAACCCCUGGCUUGUACAGCUGGCUCGCUUUCAUGCUUGGAGAGCAGGUCACCAUGGAAAAGUGUCAUACAGACAAGAAGAUCUCUGGAAGAUCGACUUGUCAAAAUGCAAGAAUGUCACAGUGUUUCUGGCUCCCAGUGUGCUUUCAUUGUUACAGAAAAAGUUGCAGGACGAGCUUCCCAAUGAUGCCUUAGUGGUGGCUGGCCGUUUCCCCUUCCCAGACUGGAACCCUUGCAGGAUUGAGGGACAUGGUGUGGACAGAGCCUGGGCCUACAAUAUGCAAGCACAACCGCAUCACACCAGUCAAAAAAAACAAAAACCUCAGUGCAAAACCGUGUGAUGCUGGCCAUUAAAUAGUUCAGGACGAUUUAGUCACUUAAAAAAAAAAUAAUGCUCUGAUGUUAGAAACACUAUCACUUAGGAUGAACUACUCUUAGGUAUUAAUGUUUUACAGACGUCAUAGACUAACUAGACUAUUUAUUUUUAUUUUUAAAAGGGAGUCAAACUCUUAAGUCUUGAGAAAGUAUGUUACAUGAACAUACCUCUGUUGAUCUUUAGGGAGUUGCCAAACAACCCACUCUAUGUUACAUUGUGUGCUUGUUUUUUUUGACAAAUUCUAAAGAUAAUCACUGAUCUAAGCUUGAUGUUAUCUCUGCCACCUUUGGCAGAGUUAGCAUCACAAUGCAAGAGUAUAAACCCAAACUUAAACUGAGCCAUGAGUGCAAAUGUGUCUGUAGAUUUGCAGCUAUAGUUGGAAAGUUUCACGUCGGAUUUAACUGUCAAAGGUGUCUAUGGACAACCCUGCACCUGAAGUUUCUGUGUGUGUGUGAAUACUAUCCCGGUUCUGUAGCUGGGAAAAAAAAAA